Messenger RNA from Clupea harengus (Atlantic herring), 1534 nucleotides. RefSeq names its product galectin-4. The record is from RefSeq and is a predicted model, not a curated record. Bases 1 to 924 code for a protein of 307 amino acids. Gene Ontology annotation, molecular function: carbohydrate binding. NCBI's taxonomy places the organism in Eukaryota, Metazoa, Chordata, Actinopteri, Clupeiformes, Clupeidae. The transcript is spliced from 10 exons.
AUGUUUACAGCUCCUCCAGGUUACCAGCCCAUCUAUGGCCCCAGCGUCCCUUACACGGGGCCUAUUUAUGGAGGUCUGAGGGCAGGAAUGUCUCUGUACAUCCAGGGAGCCAUUCCUCAUCAUAUCACAAGAUUUGAAGUCGACUUGCAGUGUGGUGAGUUUGAGGGAUGUGACAUAGCAUUUCACUUCAACCCCCGAUUUGAUGGCUGGGAUAAGGUGGUCUUCAACACAUUCCAGAAUGGGGAGUGGGAAGAACAGGAGAAGAUCCAUCAGAUGCCCUUCUCUAAAGGAGAAGCCUUUGAAAUGGUCAUUGCAGUCACCUCUGAAGGCUACCAGGUAAAUGUGAACGGGAGUGAGUUCUACAUGUACCCGCACCGCAUGCCUCUGGACAGAGUGUCUGCUCUCCACAUUGCUGGUGAUGUGACAGUUCAGUCCAUCAACAUUAUAGGGGGUGGAUAUCCUGGAGGUGGAUACCCGGGAGGAAAUCUGCCGAUUAUGGGUUUGCAACCCAUCUACAACCCUCCUAUGCCCUACUCUGGCAUGGUCCCUGGAGGAAUGUCCCCAAAAAGGACCAUCAUCAUUAAGGGCAUGCUACCCUAUGGAGCCAACCGGUUAGCCAUCAAUUUUAUGGUUGCAUGUUCACGGGACGUCGCAUUUCACCUGAACGUCCGACUUCAAGAGGGGAUAGUUGUUCGGAACAGUCAAAUUGGAGGCGACUGGGGCCAAGAGGAGCGAGAGCUCAGUUUCAACCCCUUCCAGGAGGGCCAAUACUUUGAUAUCUCCAUACGCUGUGGAAACCAGAGAUUUAAGGUGUUUGUCAAUGGGCAGCAUAUGUGUAACUUCUUCCAUCGUGUUCAGCCCUUCACACAAAUUGAUCUACUUGAAAUCGAGGGAGACGCGCAGCUUUCCUACAUACACUUCUGAUACCAGCAUCCAGUCUACCUACGAUCAGUAACAACAAGGUCACAUGACAUGGUACCAAGAUUUAGCGCUGUUUUGCAUCUAAACUACUGAAUUUUAAAUGAAUUCCCUGAACUAAAAGGAAACAUGUAGAUUAUUAUAUGUUGUCUCUAUCACAGUAAAGAUGUAAGUUGUACACAAUAAACCGUAAAUAGGAGUAAUACAUAAUUUGUACUGUAUUAUUAUUUUGUUUUUGCACUUUGGUUAAUGGGAUUAUUUUUUUUUAAAUGCUAUGAUGACAGUGGACAUUACGUUUUUCUCUGAUCUAGUCACCAGGAUAUUCACAUAAAGGAGCCACUUGUCUCAAUGCAGAAAGUUAAUAACACACUCAUUAACUCAUUAAUAUCGUACAUGACAAUGUAGCACCACUUCAACAACCAGCUACUCUGAAGAGGCAGCCAAGGCUAGUAAGAGCAGCCCCUUUGGUAGUAUCUGUGACAAGGUGUACCCUUUGGCAAAGCAGCAGCCAGGCCUUUCCCCUGAUCUGCCAUGGCAACACCAGAGAUCCUCACCAUGUGUAGGUCAUGGCAGGAUAUCUGAUCUGAAUGUUGGAGGUAAUAGCAGGCAGAGGUGA